Sphaeroforma arctica JP610 is the source of this 382-nucleotide messenger RNA. RefSeq lists its product as hypothetical. Gene Ontology annotation, biological process: protein processing. Gene Ontology annotation, molecular function: serine-type endopeptidase activity. The annotation marks the transcript as partial. NCBI's taxonomy places the organism in Eukaryota, Ichthyosporea, Ichthyophonida. The record is from RefSeq and is a predicted model, not a curated record. The transcript has a single exon. Gene Ontology annotation, cellular component: Golgi membrane; trans-Golgi network.
GAAAUUAGACAGCUUCAUAAACACAGACAUUCGAAGCAAAAAUGGCAACAAGACAAAUAGAUUCGGAGAUAAAGAAGUAGAAGCAAUGGAUGAUAUGAAUGAUCCUCUGUAUGAGAAACAAUGGCAUUUACAUGGAAGAGGACAAGGUUUAAAUGUAAUAGAGGCUUGGGAUAUGGGAUUUUACGGCGAAGAUGUGCUUGUCAGUGUCAUAGAUGACGGAAUAGAAUAUACACACGCCGACCUAGAUGGUAGGUAUGAGCCCAGAGCGAGCUACGAUAUUAACGAUGGAGACUAUGAUCCAUCACCUGUACACGGUGCUACCUUCCAAAGUAGCCAUGGUACUCGCUGUGCUGGGUCCAUCGUCGGAAAUGCUCACAAUGGG